This is a messenger RNA of Colias croceus (clouded yellow), 5474 nucleotides long. Its product is annotated as probable G-protein coupled receptor Mth-like 3. Lineage: Eukaryota; Metazoa; Arthropoda; Insecta; Lepidoptera; Pieridae. The coding region runs from base 410 to 1984 and encodes 524 amino acids. The record is from RefSeq and is a predicted model, not a curated record. Gene Ontology annotation, biological process: cell surface receptor signaling pathway; G protein-coupled receptor signaling pathway. Gene Ontology annotation, cellular component: membrane. Gene Ontology annotation, molecular function: G protein-coupled receptor activity. The transcript is spliced from 10 exons.
UACGUCAUUGGUCUGAUAAAACGCGAUAUUGUUCACGAGUGGUGUGAUUUGUUUUGGUGUUUGUAUCCGUGUAGCGUUUGAAUUGAUAAAAAAAUUAUAAUUAAGUGUUUUAAAUUUCGGGUUUUGUGUGAUUGCUGUCAUUUUAGAUUCUCUAGCCUUUUUUUCUGAAAUGAACCUUAGUUUUAUUAAACCAAUAUCUCAAUAAACAAUUUUGUACAAUGCAGCAAUUACAAAAUUAUUUAAUAAAUAAACUGAAUUGUAAUAAGGAAAUCCCUUGUUGAGUAAAAACAGUGCGUACCUACUAGGAACUUUUUUAGUUCACGCGUAACCGUGGUCCCAGGUGGCAAUUAUUUCACAUGCAAAGCACAUAACGAUGACCACAUUUCCAACAUAUUAAGUGACAAACAAAAUGUAUAAAGUGAUCUUACUCUUGGUGCUCAUUUCGAUCUGUGACUGCAAAAAGUGCGACUUCAAUACCUCAGUGGACAUUACCAAUGGAAUUCGAUUGAAUGGUGUUAUUAGUUACAAUGGCUUCAGUUACGAUGCUGCUGAACAUUUCUUUGACGCUCGCAGUGCAACUGAAAGAGGCUGUAUAUGCAACAAGAAGACUUGCUUGAAAAAGUGCUGUCCCCACGGCCAAGCUUACAAGAUAUUAGAUAAGCAAUGUGUCAAUGUUACUGAAGAUUUCAAUCCUAUUGUAUGGGAUGAAUAUAGAAGAGUUCAGGAUGAAAGCGCGAGAGAGUUGUUUCAUUUCAAUACUGGGAAACCGAUUUGCGAAGAGAACGAAGUACGGAUUCAAGUAUCGGAACCGUUUAGCGUGUUUAAUCUUGUGACGGAUGGAAAACUGUUAAUCGAGACACCAAACACAAUACCACCUUGGACGGUAUUCGGUCCAGACAAGUACUGCAUCGACACAUUCGUCUACGAAGAUGACAAGGGUGCUCAAACAUCGAAAUUAGAUGCCUUGGUGUGCUUUGCAGAGGCAGCACGUGAGGAGCAUCAACUAUUGAGCGUUGUAUGUAUGUUAAUCUCCUGUGUUUUUAUCCUCGUCACCGUGGCUGUGUACUGCUGGCUACCAGAACUUCGGAACUUGCAUGGAAGGGUCUUGAUUGCGUAUCUGUUGAGCUUGUUCGUGGGCUUCGUCUUUCUCUCCACUAUGAAGAUCUUGCUUAUGAUUGACAAUAUUUCUCACAACUGUUGCGUCAUAUUCACCUUCAUCAUCUAUUUUUUCCUGUUGGCCGCAUUCUUCUGGCUGAAUGUCAUGUGUUUUGACAUUUGGUGGACGUUCAGCGGAAAGCGGGGUAUGACAAUGGAGAAGAUGUCACUACGGGCUCGAUUCUGCGCGUAUUCAUUGUAUGCGUUUGGAGGUCCCACUGCCUUCACUAUUCUACUCGCUUCGUUGGAAUUUUCUGACCUAUCCCCACAUCCGUUAUUGCCUUUAAUUAGGCAACAAGGGUGCUUCUUAUAUGGUAAAAGCCGACUCCUCUACCUGUAUGGUCCAAUCGUAAUUCUGUGUAUUUCAAACAUGGUAUUCUUCGUCUUAACCGCCUUGAAGAUAACUCAGAUCAAACAACAGACUUCAGUACUGAAGUCGAAGGAAAGCGCGACUCACGACUCACAUAAUCAUGAUAAACAAAGGCUUCUUCUCUACGUCAAACUCUUCAUAGUGAUGGGAGUGAACUGGUUUCUAGAAGUAAUCAGCGCUAUCUACCCAAAAGCAGAUGCUCUCUGGAAAUUCACAGAUGCCUACAACGUUCUUAUUGGCCUUAUUAUCUUCAUCAUUUUCGUUUGCAAGAGAAAAAUCUUCCGUCUCAUCAAAAAGAGGAUCAAAGAAAGAUUUCAUCGAAGCGAUACAGAAUUAUGGAAUACCAAUCAUAUAAGUGGGAGCAGAAGUAACUUUAAGGAUUAUAGACAUAGAACCAGUAUGGAAUCAAUACGAACAGAUAGCGGUUCCAAUAAAGUUGUCCAUACAACAAUUAUAUAAAGACUGAUAUCUAAUAAUGUAAAUAAGAAAACGUAAAAACAUUUUAAUAAUAAGAAACUGUUAAAAGUUAACAAUGAAGAUUCCAGUGAACACAAACUCAGAGUAAAUUCACAUAGAAUACAAAAAGACAUAGAAUAUAUUAGAAAUACUAAGUUCCUACGCAAUAAUAUCGCAUAUAAAGAAAAGUCAAUGAAGAUGAAGAAAAUAUCCCAGAACUACAUAAUAAAUACAAUAAAAUAUUAAAAUGAACUAAAGAUAUAAACAAGUCCGCGGGCAGUCGAUGUCUCGAAGUCAGACGACGAGCUCUCGCACGUUUUCAACAAAAGAUGAAGUCGCCCUUACAUCGCUAAAGAAUAAUUAAGAAUUUCCUAUUAUAUAUUAAGCAGCUUUACGCUUUGCUCUCUGGGCCUUUUUCACAAUGGGCAGCGUUGGAUGAGUAGAGACAAUCACGCUAGUUUAGAGGGCCUAUCAUCGGCCGUCAUUGUAGAUGUUUAUUCAUAUUCCCCAUAAUGGCGGCAAACAUUGACCAACGGGCCAACGCGUUUGGGCCAUUUAUUGGGCCAACGCUGCCCAUUGUUAAGAGGGCACAUUAUAAUAAUUAAGGUUUUAAAAAAAAUUACUGUUCGUUCUCUCGAUUUAAUGUGUAUAAUCCGCGCCAAUAAAUAAUCGAAUAAGUCAGCGGUAUCAUGAUGUCUCAUUCUUACUUUAGCCGACUAAAUCAUGCUAUCUCACUCACUCUAAAAAAUACAUUACCAGUUUAAUUUCAAUUAUUUAUUGGCGCGGGUUAUACCAAUUUUUUUUAAGUAAGCUUCUAGAUGUUAACAUACGAGCCAUAUUAUUUUGUAUUAUAUCUAAAAGACAUUUUUUUAUUACGUAGAUCUGAACGUUUUGUAUAUUAUUUCAAUGAUUAUUUUAGGAUACAUUCUUAUGUAAUGUGAUCUCAAUAGCAUAUAUUGUGUGUUUUAACUAAAUCUUAUCUGCCUUCUGUAAAAUAAUACGACUGCGUGAAAGAUUAUCAAAACACAAAUUUCAUUGAUAGAAUUUAAAGUUAAAAUUCCCAGUGUCCCUUUCUAAAUAAUUAUGUCGAAUCACAUAAUAUAUUAUGUAUAUUGGCUAAUGCUCACGCAAUCGUAUUAAAAAAAUAUGUAAACAUUUGGUAUCAUUCUGUAAGAAAAUAUUGUGGUACUAUAAAGUGUGGAAUAAUUGCAAAAAUGUGAUAAUUUGAUACUUUCGAAAAUAGCAACUGUUUAAAAGACAUUAUACCUACCUAGUAAUUUUUAUCAUCCAUUCAUUCCCUGUUUUUAAUUAAACGAAUCUCUAUCACAUUUUUCGCCAUAAUCCUAAUUAUAUUGAAUAUUUGUAUACAAUUUUUAGAUAUAUUAGUCAAAAUAUUAUUAUAUCAUUUACUGACAGCUCUCAGCUAUUAAUAAAUAGGUUCGCUGGUAACUAACAAUAAAAUCUAUUAACUUAUUCUAAUCUGAACUAACGAAGCAAUUCAUUUUACCAUUAUUUUACAGUCAGAUAAACUUUUUCAGUAUAUUUACCAGCGAGUUGGAGGACGGUGUACACCCAGCUUUACUCAUGACAUCACCUCAAGAAAAUGGUUGAUUUCAUAAUAAUUAAUAAAAAGGACUUAAAUGAAAUCAUAAACCUUUAAAAAUUGUUAAAACCUACGUAAAUACGUAAUGAAAUUACGUGUAAAACAGCACGAGUUUAUUAUAAAAUAGAAUAAAGAGUAUUAUACCAUUUUGUAUUAUACUUCAUGAGUCACAUUUACUCAUUUUCCUCUUAAAAUUUACCCUGAUUUGUUUGACUAAAAGUUUAUAUUAUUUAAGAGAAUACUAUAUACUAUACAAUUGAGAGCAGCAGGAUGUAGUAUUUUGACAAAUUUAAGAAUUUUGUAUGUGUGUAUUAGUUACUUAUUAUAUUAAUAUUGGAUCUGUACGUCUCAAACAUUAAUUUUAAGUCACACAGAAGUGGGAUCAAAAAUGAUGUGUCCUUCUUCGCAUCCUACAAAUCUAGCAGAUACUUUUGUUUCUCAGCGUGCUACAUACAUGAUUUAGAAGUUUAUUCUAAAUGUAAUAUUACAUUCCUUCCUCUAAUUAAUAAAGUUAAUAUGUUUAGAUAGGUAGAAUAUUCAAGAUUCUCAUAAGUCAUUAUAGAGCUUUUAUAAGGGUCUAAUGUUUUAACGUAAACAUAAUAUGAAUCCAUUACAAAUUCCUGCAAGAUAGUAAAUUACCAAAACGUCCGACCAUCAUCGGGGAAAUACACAACAUAUUCUUCAAUAUUUCUCAAGGAAUUUUGACAAGAGACCAACGUCAGCAGUUGCGUCACUUCGAUAAUACUAAAUUAUAUUUAAUUGAGCCCGCUGAGAAAAGUUAAACGCAAUAUACUAAAUAUUAUGUAAGUACUUCGUAAAGUAAUGACGCUAUUCCUUUCCUUUUUGAAGGCCAGAAACACGAAUGAUUAUCUUCUGUGUGACUUUUGUCUAAUUUAAAAAUAUGUAUUAAUUUGUAUAUGUGUAUGUGUAUAUAUAUUAAUUUAAGCAAAUACGUUAUCUAGUCCACUAAUAAGACAAUUAAGUACAUGAUAUUGAUAAAUAAUUUUAACUUUUAUAUCGUUCGCAUUUAGCCAUGUUUAUUUAUUAGGUUAAAAUACAAGCUUAUUCCAGUACUUUAAUUGUUUUAACUUUUAUUGUUAUUAUAUCGCAAAAGUAAUUACUCUUUUAAAAAUUUUAUCGUCAAAAAAUAAACGUACAUAUAUUACGGUGCAUUUAAAUCAAACGAACAUAGAGCUAGAGGUGGCUAGAGCUGCAAGAGCAUUCUUUGGAGCGUAAAGAGUCAUAGAAAUUGGAAAAAUUCAAUGCAAUCAUUUAUAAAUAAUGUUUCCUAUGAAAUACUUAAUUUAAACAUCAAAACUAAUGAGCAUUUUCACGAAUGCCGCUACAUAACGUGUACCUAGAAUUUAAUUGUAAAUUAAAAACUUAAUAUUUAUAAAUUAUGGUAUUGAAUUUAUCUCAUUUAGUCCACAAAAAAUAAGACAUAGAACUGAUAGUUGAACAAUUUGUAAGGGUGCUUUUCCAAGAAUAAUGUGCGAGCAUGUGUAGCGAGGAAGGUGUUUGAAAAUAACAAAUCAUAUCGCUUCAUUUAGUUUGAAGUUUGAGGCUGGUUGCAGAGCUUGACCGACCGUCAGUGCGUACCGUCCGCGUCGGUCCUGACGAUACGCAUCAACAAUUAUUAUUGUAUGACUAUGACACAAGCGUUUUGCGUUUAAAGCGAUAUUAUUGGUGGAAAAACACCCUAAACGUGAAAAACGUCUGAAAAUUGUGGGGAAAAAUAAGCUUAAAUUCAUUUUGCUAAUGUUAUUUUUACCUUGACUACGUAUUACUAUCUAAUGCUAAGACAUAGUUGAGCUUUGGGCACUGUUUUGUAAUACCCGCAUUUAUGAUCAAGUUAUUUGUUAUUAAAUAAAAAUAUGUUCGAAUCAAAAA